This is a messenger RNA of Acinonyx jubatus (cheetah), 1355 nucleotides long. It is a transcript of the gene ASPDH, whose product is annotated as aspartate dehydrogenase domain containing. The record is from RefSeq and is a predicted model, not a curated record. The coding region runs from base 61 to 1218 and encodes 385 amino acids. The transcript is spliced from 8 exons. Gene Ontology annotation, molecular function: NADP binding; L-aspartate dehydrogenase [NAD(P)+] activity. Lineage: Eukaryota; Metazoa; Chordata; Mammalia; Carnivora; Felidae. Gene Ontology annotation, biological process: NAD+ biosynthetic process.
GUGGGGGCUGAUGGCAUCGUGGCUGGAAGAAGGGUGCGUGAAAGGCAGGAUGCGGUUUCCAUGACAACCUGGCCGGGCAGAAAGGGGGGCUGGGGACUGCAGAGGAAAUUUUCCACAUCAGCAGAAAGGGAGGAGGUAGAAUGCAGGAAGGAAGGGGCUGGGCAAGGUGAGGGCCCUCCGGGGCCCCGGAACCCCAAGUCCUCGCGCCCACUGCCCCGGGAUUCUCACCCACCCCCACCUGGCGAACCUGCACCCUCUCCGCCACCGCCGGGUCACUGUGGGGAGAGGGGAAGGUUCUGGAGAGGAUCAAGGGUCCAAUGUUCAAAGAUCAGCCACUGCCCAGGCCUGGAGGGGACGGGGGCGGUGAGCAGCUGCCAGAGCUCAGAUUCAGGGUCAUGGCUUCUGACAGGGUGCCGAGGAGAGUCGGGGUGGUGGGCUACGGCCGCCUUGGGACCAGAACUGGGCCUCGAACUUGUUUUUGUCUGGAAUCGCGACCCGGGACGAAUGGCAGGGAGCGUGCCUCCUUCCCUGCAGCUCCAAAACCUCGCUGCCCUCGGGGAGAGGCACCCCGACCUUGUAGUGGAAGUGGCCCAUCCCCAAAUAAUCCAGGAAUCUGGGGCACAAAUCCUGCAUCACGCCAAUCUCCUGGUGGGCUCCCCCUCAGCCCUGGCUGAUCAGGCCACAGAGCAGCGGCUCCUGGAGGCCUCGCACCGCUGGGACCAUGCUGUGUUUGUGGCCCGGGGGGCCCUGUGGGGCACUGAGGACAUCACCAGAUUGGACGCAGCUGGGGGCCUCCAGAGUCUUCGUGUCACCAUGGCCACGCACCCCGAUGGUUUCCGGCUUGAGGGACCGCUGGCUGCAGUGCGCAGCACUGAGCAUCGCACGGUGCUCUAUGAAGGUCCCGUCCGCGGGCUCUGCCCCUUCGCUCCCCGCAACUCCAAUACCAUGGCGGCCGCUGCCCUGGCUGCCCCCAGCCUGGGCUUUGACCGCGUGGUUGGAGUGCUUGUGGCUGACCUCGGCCUCGCAGACAUGCACGUGGUGGACGUGGAGCUGACUGGCCCCCCGGGCCCCACAGGACGAAGCUUCGCCGUGCACACCCACAGGGAGAACCCCGCAGAGCCAGGCGCGGUCACGGGCUCUGCCACCGUUACCGCGUUCUGGCGCAGCCUCCUGGGCUGCUGCCAGCUCCCCUCCAGGCCGGGGAUCCAUCUCUGCUGAGACGCCGCCUCCUUCCCUAGUGGACAUCUUCGUCUCAUUUACGGCCCCCCACUACCAGCCCGCUGCUGCCCUGGCCUCGGUUACCCCGGCCCUUCCUCCUGGCUCAGUAAAUAUUGGAGACUCUUCUCCCUACAAGC